This is a messenger RNA of Sus scrofa (pig), 6074 nucleotides long. The record is from RefSeq and is a predicted model, not a curated record. Lineage: Eukaryota; Metazoa; Chordata; Mammalia; Artiodactyla; Suidae.
CGCGCGAGGGCUGGGUCGCCACAGCCGCGAGGGGCUCUGAGGCGCGAUGGCUGCCCGUUGCUUGGGCUGCGGCGUCGGGCGGCUCCUGGGCGGCCUUCGCGGGGUGGGGGCUCGGGGCCCCGGGGUCCCCCGUCUCUGGAGCAGCGCCCCCGCCGCGCCGCCCGGCUCUUAUCAGGAGCGGAUCGCGCUGGCCGCGCGCGAGCCGGCCGCCUUCUGGGGGCCGCUGGCGAAGGACGUGCUCGUGUGGGACACCCCCUACCACACGGUGAGCGACUGCGACUUCCGCAGCGGCAAGAUCGGCUGGUUCCUGGGAGGCCAGUUAAAUGUGUCCGUCAACUGCCUGGAUCAGCAUGUUCAGAAGUCCCCAGAGAGCGUUGCUUUGAUCUGGGAGCGGGACGAGCCUGGAACUGCGGUGAGGAUCACCUACAGGGAGCUGCUGGAGACCACAUGCCGCCUGGCCAACACACUCAAAAGGCAUGGAGUCUGCCGAGGGGACCGUGUGGCCAUCUACAUGCCCGUCUCUCCUAUGGCCGUGGCUGCAAUGCUGGCCUGCGCCAGGAUCGGAGCCGUCCACACCGUCAUCUUUGCUGGCUUCAGUGCGGGGUCCUUGGCUGGGAGGAUCAAUGAUGCCAAGUGCAAAGUGCUCAUCACCUUCAACCAAGGACUCCGGGGAGGGCGCGUGGUGGAGCUGAAGAGGAUCGUGGACGAAGCCGUGAAGCUCUGCCCCAGCAUCCAGCAUGUCCUGGUAGCUCACAGGACAGACAACAAGGUUCCCAUGGGGAACCUGGACAUCCCCCUCGAGCAGGAGAUGGCCAAGGAGGAGCCCGUGUGCGCCCCGGAGAGCAUGGGCAGCGAGGACACGCUCUUCCUGCUGUACACCUCGGGGAGCACCGGGAAGCCCAAGGGACUCGUCCACACCCAGGCAGGCUACCUGCUCUAUGCCGCCCUGACACACCGGCUAGUGUUUGACUACCGGCCAGGCGACAUCUUUGGCUGCAUGGCCGACAUCGGCUGGAUCACAGGACACAGCUAUGUGGUGUAUGGGCCCCUCUGCAAUGGAGCGACCAGCGUCCUUUUUGAGAGCACCCCAGUUUAUCCUGAUGCUGGUCGGUACUGGGAAACAGUGCAGAGGUUGAAGAUCAACCAGUUCUAUGGUGCCCCGACGGCCUUCCGGCUGCUACUCAAAUACAGUGACUCCUGGGUGAAGAAGUACGACCGCUCCUCCCUGCGGACCCUGGGCUCAGUGGGAGAGCCAAUCAACCACGAGGCCUGGGAGUGGCUGCAUCAAGUGGUGGGGGACGGCCGGUGCACGCUGGUGGACACCUGGUGGCAGACAGAAACGGGUGGCAUCUGCAUCUCUCCACGGCCCUCGGAGGAGGGGGCGAACAUCCUGCCCUGCAUGGCGAUGAGGCCCCUGUUUGGCAUUGUCCCUGUUCUCAUGGACGAGAAGGGGAAGGUCCUGGAAGGUGGAGAUGUGUCCGGGGCUCUGUGCCUGUCCCAAGCCUGGCCAGGCAUGGCCCGGACCAUCUACGGAGACCACCAGCGGUUCAUAGACGCCUACUUCAAGGCCUUCCCAGGUUACUACUUCACUGGGGACGGGGCGUACCGAACCGAAGAGGGCUACUAUCAGAUAACAGGGCGGAUGGACGAUGUCAUCAACAUCAGUGGCCACCGGCUGGGGACAGCAGAGAUUGAGGAUGCCAUGGCCGACCAUCCCGCGGUGCCGGAGACUGCCGUCAUCGGCUACCCCCAUGACAUCAAGGGAGAAGGUGCAUGUCCUCGAAGACUCUCCCAGUGGCCAGGCUCCGUGGAGAGAAGCAGAUCCAGAGGGGGGCAGGGUUUCUCGUGGGUCAGGCUCCUGGUUCACAUGUCCUCUCAAGGGGGGAUUGGGGAAGGCCCCACUCUGCCAGCCUGCAAGGACCCCCCCUCCCCAGCCACUGUGGCUUCUGUGGCCCUGCUGAGCUCAGGGAGCUCCCUCCUGUUCCCGGGGAUUCUGGAGGUCCUGUCAGGGAUGGCGUGUACCAGGUGCCCCUCGCUGCCCACAUGUCCUGGCUGCGCCACAGCACCCAGUGCUUGGAAGCGACCUGACUUCCCUGAGACUUUGGAGGAGCCUGACCUUCCGGUCCUCCUGCACGGCCAGGGGGAGCAGAGCGAGUGAUUGAUCUGGUCCUUACAGGAGACAUGCCUGGUUCCAAGGUCCUCUGGCUUCUAAGCUAUGGGUCUGGGAAGGGGCAGGGCCACCUGGGUGUAGUAAUGCCAGACAUGUGGCAGCCAUCCAGCCUGACCUGACCUGGGCUGGCCUGCUGUGACCAGACACUUUGACCCUUUGCUCCCCUGCUGGGCAGACUGACCUCUGCUGCCCGGCUGAGGCCUGGGAAUUCUCCCUCCUGCUGUUAGGACACCCGGUGUCAGAGUGUGUCCCAGUGUUCCUGCUUCUCAGCUACGUCUGUGUGCCAGUCUUCCAUUAUUUAUUUGCCUGUCUCCAAGCCAACAUUUAUUUAAGUGCUUAAAAAAGUAUUUUCGGUCGCCAGAGGGAGGAUGUGCCCAUGAAGCUGCUGCCUUGUUAACAGGCCGGAAUGGGGGCUGUUGGGUCAAGGGGCGAGAUGGGGGUUGGUCCUUGCUUGUGUGUCUCCGGGGCUGCAGGCCACGUCACGCUCCCACCAGCAGCCCUUCCCUAUAUUCUAAGUGGCUCUGGUAUUGCCUGCCAGGCUUUGGGAGAGAAUUUGUAUGUCGAGUAUGGUGAUGUGCAUUUUCCUGAUUUCUAACAAAUUUGAGCAUUUGUCCAUUGCAAAACAUGAACAGCAGUACAAGCUGUUGGUACAUAUUUGUCCCCAUGCCAUCUGUUUGCCCUCGAUCGGAUGGGGGAGCCCCUGGGUCUCAUGUGACUAGGACCCAGACCUGAGAGGGACCGAAGUCCUGCCCUGUGGUGCUGGAGGGGCCUGGCUAGAGGGGGCAGACAGACCAGUGGGGGGUCGACUGCGAUGGGGUGUGUCCAGGAUCGGACAGGUCCAGGAUCAUUAGGGAGGCUGCACGUGUGUGGAACUGGGUCGGAGAGGGGGACAGGGCAGGUCAGUGGGGAACAGGAGGACUGUCCACAGGGUGCUAGGACAGGGACUGCUCAUGGGGAGAGAACGGAACUCGGUGUAUAUGUGACUGCGUGUGGGUCAAGGAGACUCAUGCUGGAUGCCUGUGGAGGCCACUUCUAUAGUCUUGGGAGGGCUGAAAACUACCCCUAGUGUUUAUGCUACAGUGUCGGUUGACCAGUGUGGCCCAGUGGAACUGCCUUCUGCCACAGAGCCACUCUUCACCUGGGCUGCCCUGUGUCAGCCUCUGGCUCCAUGUGGCUACCGUGACCAGGGAGCUGCAUUUCCCACUUAUGGGGCUUAUGAUUAAGCGGCCAUGUGGCUGUGCCCGCCAUGCUGGACACCUGCUCAGAGGCGAGAGUCAGUCUCCUACAGCCCACGUGGUGCAGGUGCAGUCUCAACUCCAGGGUCCCACACAUGUGCUGCCCACUUCUACUGUGAGUGAAGACAGUAAAGCACCCUCAGGGCUGCAGCUAAAGGCACCUGCGGCCACACAGGUUGAUUGAAACCCCUGGGAUUCAGGGUGAUUUGCGUGCAGCCUUCUGCCUUGGGAGAUGGCUUGUGGCCGGACACCCCCAAACCUUUGUUCUCCCUCCAGCUGCGUUUGCCUUUAUCGUGUUGAAAGAUGGCACAGGGGACGUGGACGUGGUGGUGAAAGAGCUCCGGUCGGUGGUGGCUGACAAGAUUGCCAAGUAUGCGGUGCCCGACCAGGUUCUGGUGAGUGGAUGCGCCCCAGGGGUCGCUGUGUCUCUGCUGUCCAGCCUCCUGCUUCCUGCCCUCAAUGGGGCGGUGGCUAGAGCCAGGUGCUGCAGAGAACUGCGAGUGUAAACAUGGGCCUGGGUGGGGUUGGCGCUCCUCAGCCUGUGUGGUUUCGGGAGGAACCGGGCUGCCUUUUCAGCCCCACUGGCUUUUCCCUUUUCUGUUAAUGCCGGGCCACAGCUUUCCUCACCUGGGAGCCGCCCCUCUGAGACAGGGGUCCAGCUUGACCUGCGCCUGGUGACCAGAAGUCCCUGUGGGUGAACUGGACUCUUUCAAAGACAAGGCCCCCUGCUGUGCUUCUUAACAUAUUGGGUUGAUGUUGGAUGCCUGCAAUUGGAAAAUGUUAAAUGCCAAAUUUCAAACACCCAGCAAGACAUUUUCCUUUUAGGCAGCUCUUGCUUCUGGUGUUAGAAAAAGUGGGGUGGCCACCAGGCAGCUGGUGCAUGGGAGUCCCCAUGGGGCGGGAGGAUGUCCUCCCCUGGGUAGAGCCCCGCUUGUCUCAGCACGGCCGGCUUGUCUCUGGACGCGGCAGGGAGUCGGGAGGGCCCACCGCUCUAACGCUGCGCCUCCUUUGCCAGGUGGUGAAACGUCUGCCAAAAACUAGGUCUGGAAAAGUCAUGCGGCGGCUCCUGAGGAAGAUUGUCACUGGCCAAGCUCAGGACCUGGGGGACACCACCACCCUGGAGGACCCCAGCGUUAUCUCGGAGAUACUCAGUGCCUACCAGGAGUACAAGGACAAGAGAGGGGCUUUGUGACGAUGCUGCCCAGGCCCCCACCAGCCCCAAAUGGCUUGUUCUUGCCAUCCCUACAGAACCUGCGCUGCCCUCAUGCAAAGACCUGAGUUCCCGCCCACCCUCCACUUGUGAACCCACGACAGGUCCUCAGACAGGGAGAGCUUCCUCCCUCUUGCCCUGAAUCUGCCACCUGGUGCAAAGUCACUGUCACCUCCAUUCUCAUGUCCUUUCCUGACAACACAGGUGACUGGGAACAAGAAGCGGGCAUGCUUUUUCCAGUGUUUCUAGAAAUGAAAGGCAAAAAUUUUAUUUUUAUACUUUUAUAUUUUAGAAGAAAAAUGGUGUAGACACACAGGUGCAAUGUGUGGAUUUAUUUGUACACACUCUUUAUAAGUUAUGGCAAGUUCCUUUUUUGCCUCUACCUGUGGGGAGGUGUGGAGGGUUGGAGGGUCUGUUCUGGGUAGUUUGGCAUAUUUGAAAUCCGAAUUGGAAAUGUUUGUACUGCUGUCUGAACUCAGCUAUCUUGAAACCUUUCAUGCCUGCAGCACCUGUUUUUGGUGCGUGUUUCUACUUCCCCUGGUUUCUGUGUAAUGAACCCUAACUCCUAAAAGCAGCUGCGUUGUGGCACAGUGGAAAUGAAUCUGACUAGGAUCCAUGAAGAUGUGGGUUCAAUCCCUGUCCUUGCUUAGUGGGUCAGGAAUCUGGCGUUGCCAUGGGCUGUGGUGUAGGUUGCAGAUGCGGCUUGGAUCCCACCUUGCUGCGGCUGCGGCUUAGGCCAGCAGCUGUAGCUCAGAUUUGACCCCUAGCCUGGGAACCUCCAUAUGCCAUAGGUGUGGCUGUAAAAAGACAAAAAUCAAUCAAUAAAUAAAAGCAGCUGAUGGGGAGGGCUCACCUUUCAGUCCUGAAGCGGCUCUGUUCGUGGAUGGUUUCUGGGCUGUGGCCUGCAUAGACUCCUCCCUCACCGCCUUGGACAUUCAGUAGGUGGUCGGGGCGCUCCACACAUGGGGCAGUUCAGGGAAGCGGGGACUCACUAAUACUGCCCCAAUGGGGUCCCCCAAACAGCCCUUCCUCCCUGCUUCAAGUCUCUCCCUUUUCAGAUGUGCCUUAGGUCCUCUGGGCUUAGCAAGCCCACGCAGACCAUUAGGUUGUGAGUGCCUAUUUAUAGCAGGCAUGCAAAGCCCACACAUGCAUGGCGGGGGGUGACCGGCCGAGCUGGGUCCUGGAGCACAGGAGGGUCCCAAACCGGCACCCCCUGGUGGGCGUGGCCUGCAGCUGGGCAGGUGUUUGCGGGGGGACUUGGGUGGGCCUCUCAGGUGGCUGUGGCUAUAGCACAGAUUGGCAGCACUUGAAACAGAGAAGCUCGCACCUGUACCUGUUGUGGUUCGCUGGACUUUACGUUGUGGUUAGGAACGACUUGGCUCUAAAGUAGGGGACAGUGACCAAAGCCUCAAUAUGACUUGUAGGGCCAUUCAAAUAAAGCUUUUGUUUAUUUUCUUUU